UUAAUCAAGCAGGUGGCUGUGGUUAGUGGAGCUUCUUUUCUGUUUUGCAUAUGGUAGAAUACAGUGGAGUUGAUUUUUAAAGGAAUCCUGUAAUUUUAGCUGUUUUAUUGAUCACUUCACUGAAGAACUGAGCAUCUGGAGCCAUCUUGAUUUCAUUUAUUUCAGCCUGCUGAUUGCUUAUAGAAUAGUGCAGAGAAUUCAAAACCCUGAAGAUCAGCAGUGAUCAUGCUGAGAUUUGGGCAGCACCUCAUCAAGCCCUCUGUGGUGUUCCUGAGGACGGAGCUCUGCUUUGCUCUGGUGAACCGCAGGCCAGUGGUGCCGGGACAUGUCCUUGUGUGUCCUCUGCGGCCGGUGGAGCGUUUCCGUGACCUGUGUCCCGAGGAAGUGGCUGAUUUGUUCCGCACGGCACAAAGGGUUGGAAAUGUGGUGGAGAAACAUUUCCACGGCACCUCGCUCACCUUUUCCAUCCAGGAUGGCCCUGAAGCUGGACAAACAGUGAAGCAUGUUCAUGUCCACGUGCUGCCAAGGAGGGCUGGAGACUUCAGCAGGAAUGAUGAUGUCUACGAGGAGUUGCAGCGACACGACAAAGAUGAUUCCCCUGACAAGUGGAGGACAGAAGAAGAAAUGGCAGCUGAAGCAGAAAUUCUGAAGAAGUAUUUCCAGGAAAAUUAGAGGUAACAAAGUGUUUGGAACACAUCCCAUGACACCAGAAAGUCCCCAGAAAGAACGACCUCAUUCUCCAGUUCUCAGUGGCCCUGGAGCUGCAGUUUGACAAUUUUAUUAUGUUCUACAAAUAUGGGAUUCUUCCAUGAAAAAUUUUAUUGGACCUUUGGAUAUCAUCAAGGUUGAAUUCCAGCUAAGACAACUAAACAGCACUGGUUCAAAAUAUUGCUCUGAAUUGUAACUCAUAUUUUUCUGAAUUGUGUACUUGGGAAUGAAUCUUUUUAAAUUGUCCCUUGGCCUAAAUAGAAAUAAAGUGCCAGGAAAAUCAGGUAGCUACUGUGUUUAGGUACAUUAUAAAGUGCUUACUCCA
Sturnus vulgaris (Common starling) is the source of this 1033-nucleotide messenger RNA. The record is from RefSeq and is a predicted model, not a curated record. Lineage: Eukaryota; Metazoa; Chordata; Aves; Passeriformes; Sturnidae.